Symbiodinium necroappetens is the source of this 444-nucleotide messenger RNA. NCBI's taxonomy places the organism in Eukaryota, Dinophyceae, Suessiales, Symbiodiniaceae. The record is from the annotation of a GenBank genome assembly.
GAGCCAGCCAGCCGCCCCGCGCUGCGCACGGCGCCCCUCGGGCGGCGAGAAGGGCGCUGCCAGGACCACCGUGGCUUGUCUCCGCCACCUGCGGAGGGCUGGAAUGUUUGUGAAACUGGUUGGGCAACUCACUCGGCCACGAAGACGUGGAGAAAGAGGACGGCAGACAACGGCAGCGAGCUGUUCUUCUGUGUCCCAGAAAGUAGCUGCUGGGCUAUCAUGCCAGGCAAGGGCCUUGUUCCCGUCGACACCUGUCUCAGUGUCUUGACGUGGCUCCGCGACGAGGAAUCCACGUGGCGACAGUGCUUCCAGAGCUGGAAGGAGCACGCCGCAGCAGUCAAAGCGCUGCGCCAGCGGCUGCAGGUGCUGGCUCCCUCGGACUCGCCUGACUCGAUGGGAGAGGCAACGGAGACGAUCUCCGAGCGCUUCCCUGUCCGAGGACCG